This is a messenger RNA of Fundulus heteroclitus (mummichog), 1423 nucleotides long. RefSeq names its product zinc finger protein 629. Gene Ontology annotation, cellular component: nucleus. Bases 137 to 994 code for a protein of 285 amino acids. The transcript has 2 exons. Gene Ontology annotation, molecular function: DNA-binding transcription factor activity, RNA polymerase II-specific; RNA polymerase II transcription regulatory region sequence-specific DNA binding. NCBI's taxonomy places the organism in Eukaryota, Metazoa, Chordata, Actinopteri, Cyprinodontiformes, Fundulidae. Gene Ontology annotation, biological process: regulation of transcription by RNA polymerase II. The record is from RefSeq and is a predicted model, not a curated record.
CCUAAGAUUUCUUCGCACCUCUCGCAGAAGUUAACCUGGAACUGACGCUCCUGCACAAGUCACCGGAUCGCCACAGUUUUUAUCUGGCGUUAGAUUAGCUUUCUGUCGGCUACCAGCCUCCCGAGUCACCGCCGAAAUGUCUAAAAUCGAGAUGUUGCGGCUCCUGAUCAACCAGCGGCUCACCGCGGCAGCAGAAGAGAUUUUCGGUGUAUUUGGGAGAGCCAUAGCGGAAUACGAGGAGGAGAUCUCCCGCUCCAAGCUGGAGAUUGACCGUCAGCGCCGGCUGCUGGAGCUCUCCAGGAAGCCGCAGGUCUCCCUGCAGGCCGACAGCUCAGCCAUCUCUGAGCAUCGGGACUGGAGCCCCAGUCCAGAUCUCAACGAAGAGGAGUCUCCUGCACACAUCAAGGAGGAGGAUCAGGAGCAAGACAUGUGGAGCGACCAGCCAGGCGGGAUGCCAGAGAGGCCGGAGCAGAGCCGCGUCGCUUUUGUGUCGUUCCAGAGCAGGAGCGCAGGAACGCAGCACGACAACGAUUCCACCGGGUCCCCGGCCCCAAAUCUCCAGAGCCAGGACCCGGAGGACUCGCAGCCGGGCACCUCCCUGCGACGGACCGGCUCCGAGCUCGGCGAGGAUGCGCCUGGAGAUGGCGAGGCGGCUUCGGGAAACAGCAGGGACGAGUGCGGGGGACUUCCUGCUGCAUUGGACUCUUACGUCUGCGCCAUCUGCGGCCAGGCGUUCUACGAGCGUGGCCAGUGGGCCAAACACAUGCGCGUCCACCGAAAGGUCGACGGCAAGGCGGACAAGUCGUUCACGUGCGACAUUUGCGGGAAGAGACUGACGCGGUCCGAUGGCUACCAGAAGCACCUGCGGGUCCACACGGGCGAGAAGCCGUACAGCUGCCACGUGUGCGGCCGCAGCUUCAGCGACAACUCCAACUACAAGCGGCACAUACGGCGACACACCAGAGAGCGGUCCCUGCAGAGCUCCGGCUUAUGAUCCAACGCCAGGAUGAGCCGUUUAGGUGCCGUUGUUUUUGCUUUUUUUAGGGGCUUUACAGAUACACCAAUCAUGGUUUUGUAAACCAAGUGCAGUUUCUGUAAAGUUCUGACCUGCUGACUGCCCUCCAACAAUUUUAUCUGAUUGUUUUUUUUUAAAAUGUGUUUCUUUUAAUUUAAAGUUAAUCUAAAAUUUGCCUGUUUUUAAUUACAUUUCUGCCUUAAAUCUUCUCAGCAGCCCCCAAUUAAGGAGAUUUCACUCUUUGUCGUCGGGAAUCUGCAAAAAAAUCAAUACAUUUUAGACGUAUGAGUUUAUUUAUCUUUUAGCAUAAAUAAAACAAUUGAAAAUGAAUCAUAUCGCCUUUAGCAGACAGAUUUUAGUGUUUGUGCAAAACGCUGCGCAAUUACAUGGAUUAUCCUUAAUUUUUUU